UAGUCUUUCCAAACUCACGUUGCUUAAUGUAUCAAGCUCAUGAUUGAGCUAUCGCAACAGUGUUCGAAAUUAGGACAAAGAAAACUAAAACAACGUUAGCAAACUUCGCUGUACUUUUAAGCAGUUCUCUGUCUGGACCCGAAGAUGAAAUAUUGUGUUGAACGGGGGAAUAUCUCUGGCUGAAACAUUGUACAACACACGAAGUCUAAAGUGGUGGAUAAAUCUGUCCCAGGUUCGGUAGCCGAUAAGUUUGGCGGCUGGACGCUGAUUUUGAAGUGACGGGAUCAUUCCCAUGCAGAAUCACCCUCCCAGAUCCUUAGCAGCAGUGACCAUGGAGCUUCACAUAGACCGACAGUAGGAGGAGGCCACAGACCACACCAGCAGAGGCCGUCACCCAGCCGGACAGCCACAGGAACAGGCGAGAGGGAGGGAGGGAGUGAGUGAGUGAGAUGAGCGGAGAGAAGGAGGGUGGCGGGGCCAGAGACGGCGAAGGUGACUCUGCCCCGGCGGACGAAGAACAGCAAGAGGUCGAGCGCGAGGAGCACUCGGGCUCUGAGAAGGAGGAGGUGAGUGAGAGCAGCGGUGCGCCGAGAAGCGAUGACCAGAGAGGGGUCACGGUAGCCAAGAUGACGGCGCCCCCCACCGACGGAGAGCAGGGCCAGAGUGACGUGUCCGGCGGGGAGCAGGGUCAGGAUGAUGUGGAAAUGAACACCUGCCAUGACUCCAACAGCGGGAACGAGGCCAGUGCCGACGGGGCCAAGAAGGGCGGAGGUGGCGCGAAGAAGGCCGGGAGAUCCAAACACCAUCACAGCCACAGCAGCACCACGGGCUCCAGCAGCUCCAAGAGCUCCAAGUCUGCCACAAGAUCAUCCUUCUGUGGGAGUAGCCAACACACAGAGACCAGUGGAGGAAGUGAGCCCACAGAGCCUGGGCGCGAACAAAAACACAAAGAGAUGAUGCAGACGGUCCAGGAGAUGAAGAAGAGGAUUCCCUCGGAGAGGAGGAGCCGCAGUAAACCCAGCACGGUGGAAGCACUCCUCUACGCCCUCAACUGCGUCAAACAAGUACAAGCUAACAGUGAGUAUUACAAGCUGCUGAUGAGUCACAGUCAGAAAGAGCGCUGUGACGCCACCGUGUGUUUGCUGGAGGAACUGGACAGCAUUACCUCAGAGCAUGCACUGAAAAAUACGGAUUCGUUCGUGGUGGUGUUCUCCCUGACCACUGGUCGGGUGGUGUACGCCUCAGAGCAGGCAUCCAGCAUCCUCAACUGCAAGCGCCGCUUCCUGGAGUCGGCCAAGUUUGUGGAGCUGCUCUACCACCAGGACGUCAACGUCUUCUACUCCCACACGGCACAGCCCCACCUGCCCCCCUGGAACGUGGGCUCAGAUAGCAAUGCAAUUUUGUAUGAAUGUGCCCAAGUGAAGUCCUUCUUCUGCAGAAUCAGAGGGGGUAAAGAUCGUGACGGGGAGAUGCGUUACAACCCAUUCCGCAUCACUCCGUACCUGUUGAAGGUGCAGGGCCUGGACGAGACUGAGCAGCAGCCCUGUUGCCUGGCACUCGCUGAGCGCAUCAUCUCAGGAUACGAGGCUCCUCGAAUCCCUAUGGACAAGCGUAUCUUUACCACCACACAUUCCCCAGGUUGCGUUUUCUUGGAGGUGGAUGACCGUGCUGUGCCUUUGCUUGGAUACCUCCCUCAGGACCUGAUUGGCACGUCCUUGUUGUCUUGUCUUCACCCUGAAGACCGUGCACUGAUGCCAGCCAUGCACCGCAAGAUUCUCAAGUACGCUGGUCAGCCCCCCUUUGAGCACUCCCCUCUCCGCUUUCGCUGUCAGAACGGGGACUAUGUGACACUGGACACCAGCUGGUCCAGCUUCAUUAAUCCAUGGAGCCGCAAGGUGGCUUUCAUCAUCGGGAGGCAUAAAGUGCGCACUAGUCCACUGAAUGAGGACGUGUUUGCUGAGCGCUGCAAGUCCGAGAUGCCAGUUAUCUGUGAGGACAUCAAAGUGCUUCAGGCAGUCAUAUACAAGCUGUUUUUACAGCCCGUGCACAACAACGGCUCCAGUGGCUACGGCAGCCUGGGUAGCAACGGCUCCCACGAGCACUACAAGAGCGUGGCGUCGUCCAGCGACAGUAACGGCAACCUGUGGGAGGACUCCCACCGCGAACCGAUGACACUACAGCAGAUUUGUGCCGACGUCAAUAAGGUGAAGAACUGGGGCCGGCAGGCUUACCUGGACUCCCGCAGUAAACUAACUCCCCUGGGGAAACCGGCCAUAGAACCACGGGUGCCCCACACUCCAGCUGCCCAGAACACUGGGGUCAGAGGUCAUGUGGAGCAGUCUCUGGAAGAAUCCAGGAAGCAGCCACACAUUCCGUCCUACCAGCAAAUAAACUGUGUGGACAGCAUUAUUAGGUACUUGGAGAGCUGUACGACGCCGGGGCUGAAGAGGAAGAGUGAGUCACACUCUUUGGCGACCUCCUCCUCCUCCUCCUCCUCUUCCUCCUCCUCGUCUGAAGAAGACAAAGCUCUCACUGCUCCAUCAGAGGACGUGACCAACCCCAAUGCGGGGACCCUUGACAGCCAGGUGUCAGCAGUCUCGGCGGUGACUGUGGCCCACACCACUGCAGCAGUGGUCGGGGCUCCGCUGACGGACAUCGACCUCUCCACCAAGGCCAUGAGCGUGGUGUCCGUCACCAGCCAGUGCAGCUACAGCAGCACCAUCGUACACGUGCCCCAGCCCGAGUCAGAGGUGACCGCCCUGGAGGACGCCCCGAUGGGCAGCGAGCCCACGGACCAGACCCCGGCGCCGGCGCGACCCACCCCAAGCUCCGCAGCGGCUGAAGAGUUCCGCAUGGUGGGCCUGACCAAGGAGGUCCUGUCGGCGCACACGCAGAAGGAGGAGCACGAGUACGUGGACCGCUUCCGCCACCGUAUCCUGCAGAGCCCCUACAGCUCCUAUCUGCAGCAGGACACCGGCAGCCUGGCGCACUCCCACCACAGAGGUGAUUAUGUCAUGCAGCCAGUGAGCGCGGGCGGCUUUAAGUCCAAGUCGGGCAAGCCCAAACACAAGCGCCCCAAGCCGCAGGACUCGUCCGACAGCCACGGCUCCACGCCGCGGCCGUCGCGACGGCCCCCCAACCCGCCGCACUCCUCCUGGCCCUCGUCCGAGUCGUCCCACCCGCAGCACGCCGCCGCCGGGGGCUACCCCAUGCCCCCUCCUCUAGUGAUGCCCCUCCAGCCGUCGGGGCCCUUCUACAGCGCGGAGGGGGAUCAGAUGGGGGGCCCCAAGCAAGGCGACGUACCGGUGGGCGCCAUACCCAUGAUGCCGCAGCCCGACCCGGCCUUCCAGCAGAUGCAGCAGACGGCGCAGGGCCUCAACCCAUACAUGACGCCAGUCAUGGCCGUCAUCCUGCCCAACUUCCCCACCUACCCGCCAGGCUACCCGAUGUUCCAGCAGGCCCAGCCCCUGGCUCCCUUCAACAUGGCCGCCUACGCCCCCAUGGCCCCCACACUCUUCUCCCCCAACACCCUGGUCAACCAGCAGCAGCAGCAGCCACCGCUGGGCAUCCCCGUGCCUCCCGUGCCCCCCGUGCCCAGCUCGCCGCAGCCCUGGCUGGGGGAGGAGGAUCUAGACGAGGCGCAGCCGCCCGCACUCUUCUCCAGCUCACGCUCCAGCUCGCCGCUGCAGCUCAACCUGCUGCAGGAGGAGCUGCCCAAGCCCGCCGAGCCCCAGAGCAGCACGGGACGCCCCGAGAGCCUCCACGAACAGCACAACAAAGGGGAGGAUGCCCCCAGUGAGUCCGGGAAUCAGGACGCUCUGUCCACCUCCAGUGAGCUGCUGGACCUGCUGAUGCAAGAGGACGCUCGCUCGGGAACCGGCUCCAAUGCCUCCGGCAGCGGCUCCGGGGAGUCGGGCGGCUCACUCGGCUCCGGCUCGGGUUCGGGAUCCAACGGCACCUCCACCAGCCACACAGGCAGCAGCAACAGCAGCAAGUACUUUGCCAGCAACGACUCGUCGGACACGUCCCGCAAGGCCCGCAAGAGCCAGGAGGCCCCGGAGCACGUCCACUUUGAGCACGCCGCCGUGCAGGACUCACUCUGGACCAUGAUCCAGCACACGCCCGAGACUGUCAUGAUGAACUACCAGAUGCUCCCAAGGGACCAGACGCAGGUGCUGAAGGAGGACCAGGAGAAGCUGCGGCUGCUGCAGCCCCUGCAGCCCUGGUUCACACAGGAGCAGCGCGAGGAGCUGGCCGAGGUCCACCCCUGGAUCCAGCAGCACGGCAUCCCGCAGGAGAUAGACACGCAGGGUUGUGUGAUCUGCAGCACCAUGGAUGCAGGACCAGGCUCUCCGAGGUCCCCCAGCCCUCCCACCCCGGUAAGCUCCGUGCCCCAGGAGGAGACCCCCCAGGAGCCAAGCACGGCCCCCAACACCUGACCGGUCCCUGGGCUCCACCCCAACAACCACCACUUCAUAAAACCAACAGUUUUUACCCAACUUGUUUUCUCUGGGGAGCCGUGGAGACAAAGCACAGAACUUGGGUCACCCAAAUGGAUUCUAUCACAUCUCUGAUCCAACUCUGGUUGCUGCUGGCAUCGCACAGACAAACCUCUGCUACUGUGAACCCUAACCUGACAUCCAGGUCAUGAAUAUAUGUAAACAGUACAUAUACAUAUUUAUAUUUGUAUGCCUGUAGUCAUGGCAGUUUUUAUUUUUGUAGGUUGUUCAACAGUCAGAGGUUUUACUGCCGGCCUCAGUAACCCAUUGGGCUUGGACUCGGAGUGUAGUCCGAUUGCGUAUCUGCUCGACCGCGUUUUGAACUUAUGAUACCGAACCGGCGGCCCUGAAUGUCAGAGGAUAUGCGUGGAUGCCGGCAGCUCAGCUAUCCACGGGGGGGUUGAAAAGACAUCCGCAGUGCUUGACCUGGAGAGUGAGCAUAUGAUGCGUGGGAGUGGUAGACUUGAGCACGUAUGCUCCCGGUUUAACACCGUGCUGGAUGGGACCAUGGCUGUAGGUCUUCUCACACAAAGCGCACAGAUCGGCCACCACUGGUCUCCUGUUUGUGAUGGUCAAUUGUGGUGAAUAACUUGCUUAAAAUGUCAAAACAAAACGAAACAAUAUGAUUUGUUUUCUGCUUUUUUUUUCUUCUCCCAUACAAUUAUUUUUAAUUCACAGUCCUAAAAACAAAAACACAUUGUUUUCAUGUCCAUGAUUCCCAUGCAUUGAUUGAAAUGCAGAAGGACCUCUAAAGCAGAGAAAUGGGAUUGAAUUUCCCCAUGGGAUAGGUCUGUGUACAGCUCAUGCGCCAGGCCAAACAGUCUCCUACUUGUCUAUUGCACAAUUAACUGUAACUGCGGUAUCAGUUUAAGAUUGUUAAGUUGUCUCUCUGUUUCGAUGUUUGUACAAGUGAGAGAAAAAAGAAAGAACUGCAGGUCUGAAGAACUGUGUCGUAUGGUUGUAAUAACCAUGUGACUAUCACUCAGCAAUGGCUAGCCUUUUGGCUGUAGAUAUGGUGUCAUGGGUGCUUGCCUGUGUAUCUUUAUUCCAGCAGUGCUUAAGUGUUGGGUUUGUGAGGCCUUUCGAGCCUGUUUGCCAUACUGGGUCCUAGGGGAGCCUGAGAGCGAGAGGUUAAGGUUGCAUCCUGGGAGCAAUUAUUUGUGCAUCAUCACACACGUCAGCAGAAACUGCACACAGAUAAGAUGGUCAUAAUGGAAUCAAACCUUCAUUGCAGUUUUUUUUGUUGUUUUUAAAUUUAUUAAAAUGUAAUUUACAUGUCAAUGCCAAAAAAAAAGAACAAUUGGCUCAUGUGGCGCUCUUGAAAAUGUUCAUGUCAUAUGUUUUGUUUCUCUGUGGAUGUCACUUUUAGUAUCGUCUAUGAAAAUGAAAGUAUACCUUUUUAAUAUAUGUUUGUUGGGUAGGUUAUUACGUUUUCGCACUAAAGACCUGGGAAAGGGGCCAGUGUAUUCUAAAACACACACCAACCACACAGUAAAGCAAAAGAAAAACAGAACUGUUGUUUUAGCCAGUUUUUAUUAGAACCCAGAACCAACUAGAUUUUGUACAAUUUUAAGCGCAAAAUCCAUAUUCAGAAUAUUACAGUAAAAGUUUAUUUUACAGCCCUUAAUUUGCUAAGUGUAUUUAAAAAGAAGCCAUUUUUGUCUUGAAUUCAGGGAGGAGGUUUGUGACACCAUGAAAUGUCUAAAUAAAGACCACAACUACUUGA
Molecule: messenger RNA, 6225 nt
Organism: Alosa sapidissima (American shad)
Lineage: Eukaryota; Metazoa; Chordata; Actinopteri; Clupeiformes; Clupeidae
Gene: per3
Product: period circadian clock 3
Exons: 23
Coding region: 450-4439 (1329 amino acids)
Biological process (GO): circadian regulation of gene expression; negative regulation of transcription by RNA polymerase II; entrainment of circadian clock by photoperiod
Cellular component (GO): cytoplasm; nucleus
Molecular function (GO): transcription corepressor binding; transcription cis-regulatory region binding
Source: RefSeq, a predicted model, not a curated record